CACCUCAGAGAGUAGUAACAUAAGAGAGAGUGAGAUUCAAAGAACUCCGGUAUUCGCACAAAACCGCUGAGCAAAUCAAAAGAGUGGCUGUUUUAUCCUGGAGGCAACCGGCUGAUAUUCUGCUGUGCGAAUAACGAGGCAGUGCCGCGAACUUCUUAAAGAGCGACCUAGUCUGCGACUCAGCCAGAUCGGUAACCCUAGAUUUUUCUGUUUGAUUUCUAACAUAUCUUGUCUACAAUAAGGAGAUAGACUCACUUUCUUUGAAAUUUGGGGGCAAAGAAUGCUAUAUGGGUCAUCGUAGAUGGUUGGACCAAGGUCACUCAUGGAGAAGAAGUAAGAAAUUUAAUGAUAAAGCCGAGUUUAGAGCUGAGCCUCCAAUAUUAAGUGGACAAGAUAUUCUGAAUCCGUUGAAUGGUGCUCUAAAUCCUUAAACAACAAAUUGUGGAAAAGCCAAAAGCCAUGAAGUAGUUAAGAGAACUCGAGAUGGCAGUAAGAUUGGAGGAAUCGAAGUUGCACCAGGAGCCAAACAGGUGAUCGACAGUAAUGAAUUUUUUUUAAGAUGGAAUUAGGGGUAAUUUGCAAGAUGAUGGCACCUAUUGGUAAGUUCUAUUGGUCCCACGUGACGAAAGAGCUGAAGCAACCUAUCUAUGCAAAAUUAGAGGUAAUAUGUUACUUUUGUAGUCUGAGUUUGAUAUCUCACUGACUAGUGAAGCUAUGAGGAGGGCUGUAAACUACUCACUAUCAAUGCGGUUCAAGAACUUCAAGCAUCACUGUCAUGAACAUUAUCAGAAGUUAGGUGCUGACAGUGCUCGUCAGACCCCACAUGAGAACAUUAAAAUGGAUGAUUGGCUACGUCUGUGUGACCAUUUUGAAUCUCCUCAGUUUAAGAGGCAAAGUACUGCUAAUAAACGUAGCAAAAGUAUGCAGACUUAUGCACACACUACGGGAGGUAAAUUGUGCAGUCAGCGGAUGUAUGAAAUGGAGAAAGCAAAGCAUGCUGCCACCCACCCUGAGGAGGAGAACUCGAGUGACCAACCCUCUGAUGUAGUCGAGCAAGAAGAGCCUAAGGAAAUGAAAGUUUAUGCAGCCACACAUAAGAGGACAGAUGGUAGUUGGGUCGACGUUCAACCUCAACACAACUAUGAAAUGCAGAGAAUGUAUGUUGAGGCUUUAGAAAAAGGGAACCGACUAUUUGGUGCUGAAAUCCUUGCAAUGGUGCUAAACAAAGCUCCAACUUACAUCAACAAACAGAACCCGACUUCCGUAAAAGAGAAAGAACUAGAAGAGCGUUUGGAAAACUCACUGCCUGAAGGAGAGAAGCAGAGGCAAGAGUUCUAAGGGCAGAUUCAAACCCACCAACAUAAAAUUGAGGAGCAGGAACAAGAAAUUGAAAAGAACAAGCAUGUCAUCCCGAAACUGCAAGAGCCCAGGACAAUCUAAAGAGCUACGUGGAGUCCCUAGUACGAAUAAUUGAUGGGACACCAGAGUAAUCUAAGGUAAUAACCCUCAACUAACUUCUCUUAGAAUAUUAAGAUGCUAAGAUAUGUAGAGUGGAUUGAGUUGAUGAAUGGAAUGAAUGGCCUGAAUGUUCUGACAAGCUUCAAUGAAGGAGUAGGCAUCUAAAAUGUAUAGGCAGCAGUAGAGUUCAAUGAGCUGGAAUGAAUGGAAUGAGUUUGGCUUGGUUUAUCUCUUAUGUACAGGUACUGUCUCGACUUGGGCGAUGUAGUUGGAACCUCAUUUUGGAAGGACAUGGACAAUGGUGCCUUGCGUCGUUGGCUGGUGAAAAUUUUGUCUUUCAGUGGGAUUCUCAUUUGAGAAUGAACUUGAACUUGUUGUAGGUCUGUUCAGGGUUGAACAUUUGUAGGGUGUGUCAAGUUUUCAGUGUCUAGGAUAUCUCUAUGACUGGGCAGUUAUUUUCGAUUAUGUCAUGUUGUUUAAGACUUAUGACUGGGAUAUAUCUAUGCCAUUGACAUAUUUUUAGAUUUGGUGACAAAAGUGGCAUGUAAGAUUAUGCUUAUACAUGUUGAAAUGAAUGUCAUAAUAUCCAGAAAAUGUGACAAAAAUGCAAUGACGUAUACUGACAAAUAUUAUUGGUCAUAUUAAAUAUUUAUUGACAAAAUCAAGUCGUUGACAAUAAAACUGACAAAGCCGGAAAAAAUCGACAAAACAUAGUUGUCAGAACAAACCAAUAUUGACGAAAACAAUUUUGUCAGAACUACUGUAGUGUUAUCAUGACCAACUAUUAUGAUGAAAUGUUUGUUACAAUAUAAUAAUUUGUCAAAAUAACAUGCUAUGAUGCGCGACUAGUCCUGGCAAAAUUUUUGUGUAUUAUGACGAAGAUAACCUUUUAUUAUAACAAAAUAUUUGGUCAAAAUAAGGUUUUUAUUAUGACAAAAAAAUGCGCGGCAUGACAUCAGGAAAUAUUAUGACGAAGUUAUAAAAUUUUGUUACAAUAAAGUUGUUUCGACUACGUAGUUUUGACAAACGCCAUGACGGAAUAUUUAGUCAUUAUAAACCUAUUUUGAUGAAAAUGUGUCUUAUUGUGGCCGUCAGAAUAAACGAAACUUGUUGUAGUAUUUCUAUCAAGUCAUCAAUAAUAAUCUCAUAGUCGGAGAGGCGUUCCUCUCCCGUGGAUUAGUCCAGACAAAUCGUCAGGGAUACAUCGUAAAUCUUAUGUCUUCUUUACUCUUCGCACGAUUUAUCAUAACUUAAUCACGUUCAAUCAAGCAACUCAACUGUCGCGCAAGCUGAUGACGACGAACUUCCCAACAUAGAGAUCACAACUUGAAACCAUUAUCAUGGGUCCUCAUCUUUUGGGCUUUAUUAAUGGAAUCGCUACAACUCCUAGGGACAAGGUCACCGUGUCACACCUGGGAUUGGUAGAUCCUGGUUAUUGUUUGGUUUCUGGGAAAAUGGCUGAGAAAACAAAAGAGAAAUCUACAACUAGAGAGAGAGAGAGAGAGAGAGAGAGAGAUAGUUGGGGGGAAAAGUUGUUAUUCGAUUCGUUAAGUAACGUUGGGUUAAGGCGGACACUUUUAUACCCAGCCUGUAUAAUUACCACAAACAUCCUCUAAGCUAUAAUUCUAUACAAACUACUCCUAAAUUGUGUCAACUGAAUCCAACUAUUACAACUCCCCCUUCCUUUAGCUGAGACUUGUCCUCAAGUCUCAAAGUCUAGAAAUCGUCCAUGAAAUUCACCAAGAACUCCCAUGUGGCAUCUUCCUCGGACUGGUGUGACCACCGAACCAAGAUUGUAGCUAUUUAACUAGCCCUGUCGACAAAACGGCGAGCUAGAAUAACCUUUGGAUAAGUUUUCAAUCCGCCUGCCUCAUCCAUCUCCAACAAGGCUGAAUGUGUUUGAGGCUGAUUACCAGGAGCACAUUUGAGUAAGGUGACAUUGAACACUAGGUGGAUGAUAGUACCCUGUGGAAAAGCACUAGUGAAUACGGAGUCACAAUAGAGUGAGGCAAGCCAUGGAGCUUAAAGACCCCAUCAAAGAAUGUUGAGCUACUGAAACAGAAGAGUAAGGCUUAGCUAGACUGAAGACAUGCACGUACUUAGAAAACAUGUCAAUCACUACAAAUAUUACAUCUUUACCUUGUGAUUUGGGUAGGCAUUCCACGAAAUCCAAAGAGAUAUGUUGCCAAGAUUUUUCUGGAAUAGGUAGUGGAUGGAGCAGUCCAGAGUAGGAGAUAUGUAACAUCUCAUUUCGAAUAAAUUCAAAUUUCGGUAGUUAAAAAUUUACACGAUUAAAAUCAAGUAUUAUAAUAGUAUUUCGAUUAAAAUCGGAAUAUAUAAAUAUUAUAAGUAUAUACUAAUCAAUUAUAUAUAUAUAUAUAUAUAUAUAUAUAUAUUAAUUAGUCCCGCACCCUUGUGUGUUGCAAAGGGAGGGGAUUUGAUUAAAGCAAUGAUCGAAACCGCUUCAAAGUUAAUUAUAUAUACAAAACCCCCAUCUCGUCCCAUUCUAUUUCCCAUUUCCAUUCGCGUGAGACCAAACAGAAAACCAGAGAGGCCUAGCGUGCACAGGGGAGAAAUCGUAGAGCUCAAUUAUUUUGUUCUAGUGAUCCAAAUAUUGGUGAAAUCGUUAGGUAAUCCUUUAUUACAACCUAGCUCAUCAUUUCCUCGUCCGUAGAGAAUAUCGGACCAUCAAUUUCUUUCACCUCCAAUUGUAUAAAUUACGGCUUAAGAGUAUCCGGAAGCCGGAUUAAGCCCAGAUUUCAUAUACAAGCUUCCUGCAGCGAGAUAAUUAAUCCUCUAGUUCUAAUCAAUGAAUUUCGGUUAUUAUUUAGGUCGGAGCCGAAAUUGUUGAAUUUAGCUCCGACCAGGGUUUGAUGUGUUUUUAUCGUGAAUUUCACCCGGAGUCUAGAACUAACAUGGACGGGGACACUGGAGGGGAUAUUAGGAAAAUCUCGGAUUUUCAUUCCGGGUUUGUUUGAGAAAAGUGAAGUUUUGGUACGGGAGACUAGAACCGGUUUUUGAACGACCAUAACUGGUGAGGGAUUAACACGGCAUACCACGUUUUUAGUAUCACGAUGAUUAUAUUAAUGCUUAGAAUUGACUUAAGUGAACUAGAAUGACAUGAUUAGAGGUCUAUGGACUUUGGUACUAUAUGAUGAGCCCUUGAGUGCUAUAUGAUAUCAUUGUCUUGUCCUAAUCCUUAUGGACCUUGUUUAUGCUGAUGAUUCUGUAUAUGUUGAAUAUUAUGGGCUUGACUGUUAAUAUGCCUUAUGAUGGUUCGAGAAGGUAAUUGGGUAUGAUUUUUCAUGAUUGUUGUAUUUGGAUGCACAAGUGGGAAAAUAUAGAUCUCGUGGUGAUAUUAUGAUGUUUAAGGAGGAUGACUUGCACGAGGGUUUAUCCCAAGGAAGUGUAAUUAUACGACUCCUGUUUUACCUAUGUUGAGCCAAUUAUGGUCAGGUCAAGUACAUGUGCAAGUAACAAAUUAUGAUUAAGCAAGAUGAGAUAUGAAUCAUGUAUAAGGAUACCAAAUAUGAGUAUUGUGGUCUCAUGGUCAAUUACAUAGUAAUUAGGGCUCCCUAUGCUAUUACUCUAUUAUGAUAAGUAUGAUAGUCACACCUCUCAUGUGGUGGUGACUGAAGAUUUCUCACGAGAUAUGACCACACCCAGAGCGGUGUCGGGGUAUGACUACACCCAUAGUGGUGUGGGGUAUGUAUGACCACAUCCAACGGGAUGUUGGGGUAUGUAUGACUACAUCCGACGGGAUGUGGGGUAUGUUUCCCGGGAGAGUUAUUAGCAUGGGAGUAGCCAGGCGCCUAUAAGUAAAACAUGAUAAGACGCAUAUGCAUAAGUCAAGGUGGUUGAGUCUUUUUCCUAUUGUGAUGUCGGAUAGCUGAGGUCUGAUCCUAGUGCUUUGGCUUGUUUGCUAGAUGUAUGGUAGGGGUAUGCUUUGUUAUGAACUCACUAUGCGAGGAUUAUCUCACUCAGCUAUGAGCUGACCCUCUUUUAUCCUCUUUCUUUGCUUAUGCCAUGUGUAAGCAGAUCAUCAUCAUCAACAACAGUAGAUAGGUGUAAAGGUGGGAGCUGAGUAAGAGGUGAAGGGAAGAAGAGGUAUGGUCUUCAACUAUUCUGUGCCUGGACGACUAAUCGGGAUUUUGGCUAAUGAUCCACACCUUUUUGUAAAAAUGUUUUGAGAACAUUUUCAUGUGCAUACUAGCUUCUGAUGUAGUGUGAGAUAUCCACAGGUGAGAAAAGUUGAUUAUAUGUGUGUAUGUGUGUGGUGGUGUAUGUUGUGACGAUUAUGACAUGUAUAAGUAUGGUAUGUAGUUGCAGAGUACGAAAGUGUGACUAUAGCUGAUUCGGGCCUAAUUGCACAUGUUUUCCCCCGUUUUACUUAGGUGUUUGUGCCAAAUUUACUCCUUAAAGGUUGGUUUUACGCUAGGUUCUUCGUGUUCGAGUGUGUUUUAGGAUUUAACAGGUGAAACCAGCUUCGGAGUCGAAAUAUUGGCGAAAAGGAUCGAAAACCGGGAAAAGAGGUGAAAAAGAGCUAGUUCACGGCUACUAAAGGGAGUUCACGGUCUUGCAUGACCGUGAAGAAGAGGAGUUGACCGUGAAUCGCGAGGCGUCCAAAGCCAAAGUGAAGGUUACUAACGCAAGGUGAGUUCACGAUCACUAAGACCGUGAACAAUGGCAGUUGACCGUGAACUCGAGUGAACGAUGCGGCACUUUUUGGCGCACGCCUGAAGUUCACGGACGCGUUGCAUGGUUCACGGCCGUGAACUCAGGUCGUGAACUCACCCCAUCUCUGGUUUAAAAUAUGAGCUAAAAGGAGGAGAGAAGGGAGAGCCCAUUUGGUGUGAAAAGCCUUCUUCUACAUUAUAAAGAGAAAAACGAACCAAAGGGAGAAGAAGGCUAGGGUUUAGCUUCAAGGCAGAUUUAGGGAAGAUUUCCGCCAAGGAAAGCUCAACUCAAGGGCCAAGAAGACUGGGAGCAUCCUCCAAGAUGGUUUUCAUCUCUUUCCCUUUUGUUUUUCCCACUUCUAGCAUGGAGUAGACCUCCUUUCACUUGGGUGUUGUGAAACCCUAACUAUACCAUGUAGUUUUGUUUUAUGUGUUUUAGAUGAUUGUCACUGGGUAUUGUUUAAUUCAAUAAAUGAGGCAUUAUUCAUGAUGAUUGUGCUUAGCAACCUAGGUUGUGCAUAUUUUGUGCUUAGCAUCCUUAGGUUUUUGCAUGUUGUUUCUAGAAAUCUAAUUAGCCACCUUAACCUAGCUUAGAGAGGAAAAUCCCCCUUCCAAGGGAGACUCAAUCGAGUUGGUUUUCCUUCCGCUUUCUAAGCCACCUAAACUAGGUUAAGCUAGGGCAAUCCUCAAUAUUGAGUUAAGCAAAUUGGUUAAUCAUGAUUAAGCCGUCCGACCUUAGAGUUGAGUGAGGGAAUAAGUCAAUUACCGAUUGUCUAAACCGAGAGGGUCGAGUGACACGGCCUUUCAUGCUUACCUCAGUUUAGCAAUUGAGAUUGUGGUCACUGACCAUAUAUGCAUCCCUCUACGGUUCAAGAUUACCGUGCCCAAAGCAAUCGUUCCAAUUUACAUAGCAUGGUAGCAGUUAGGGGGAAGCGACACCCGAGUGAUCUUUCCACCAAAGAGUUAUCAAAAGUAUUUACCAUUGCUUUCUUUCAUUUCAAUUAGCAAAUCUUUACACCAAAGUUUUGUUGCUAGAUAAUGAUUUCAACAACUGAAGUAGGGGUAGACGGACCGGCCCGGGUCGAUAUCUAAAUACUUGCCAUAUACUGCACCCGAUUAGAGUUUAAAAGCUUGGGCUCUACUUGGGUUUUUAUUGUGGUGUAGUUUCGUGCGAGUCAAUAGCUAUGAAAGCCAAUGUGCAUGGUUGUGAGUAUAUAUGUAUGUCUAUAAAUGCAGGGAUUCAGAUGAAUUAUUUUGCAGGGUCUAGUUGCAAGAACUGUUGGCCCAUUACGCGAGUAAUUCAUGUCGAAAUUUUAUUGGUUGAUUUUUGGUUAUUAAUGUAACACCAGUUUUAAAUUCCGCUGCAAUUGUGUGAAAAAUAUGAUUAGGAAAACGUACAGGGUACGUUGUUACAGAAUAUUCUCGAUCUUGCAACGUUGACAGAUGUCAAAGCUACUCACAAAUUGCUAAAUGUCUCGUUUGAAUCUAGACCAAUAGAAAUAUCGCUUCAGCCUUUGAUAUGUAGCUUGAACCGAAGAAGUACACCAACAGGAGACUCGUGGAAUAGCCUCAUUAAGGAACGCCUUACAGAGCCUUAUGAAAGCACAUAGAUGGAUUCUUUGUAGCACAACAACCCAUGUUUCAUUGAGUAUAGUCGAGGACCAAAAAAUAGAAUUGAAGCUACUAUAAUCAAGGCUUGAACCACCUGAUCUCCCACAUAAGUCUCUUCCAAUUUAGACAGCCAGUCUGGAAGCACCGCCGUCAUUGCUUUGAAAAUGCCUUGAGCAGUAAAAUCCUGAUGCCUUGACAAGGCGUCAACUACCCUGUUGAACUACCUUGUCUUUGCUGGAUUUCAAAAUCUAAACCAAGCAACUUCUAGCCUAAUAGGUGUUUCAGACUUUCCUGGUUAGUAACGAUUUUGAAUGUUAUUCCUUCCAAAUAAGGCUGCCAUUUAACAACCAUUAACACAACCAAGUAUUCCUUCUCUUUAAGUCAAAAGCCCAUGCUUCAUUGGACAUAAAGCUUGACUCAAAUA
This is a messenger RNA of Linum trigynum, 8169 nucleotides long. The record is from the annotation of a GenBank genome assembly. Lineage: Eukaryota; Viridiplantae; Streptophyta; Magnoliopsida; Malpighiales; Linaceae.